UUCCGUACUUUGAUCUUCUCGUUUCUUCUAUCUGCAUUGCCAGUGAUAGGUCCUCGACUUGCGCUUCAUCUACUCUGUCGCAACCCCAGCACCACUUUGACGACCCUGAUAGCUCGCUCUGCCAACCAUUUUCGUAUUGUCGGAAGAUCAUCUGACAACAUUCUGCUGAUCUAAAUCGGCUUUACCGGCUCCAUUGAGUACUUCGCGCGAGUUUCGUGGUGGACAACAUUUCGUGAUCGGCAUAGCGACAAGAUAAUAUAUCAACCAACUAUCUGAUACAAGCCACCACCAAGGCAUCUUGAGGCGCACAACGCUUACUCACGCGCCGCUUGUCAUCAAACGAAAGUCGUUUCGUCUUACUGAGCAAGCGCCCUUAACCGCGGUACCGGGAGGAUAAACUUGGAUCAAGAGAGUCCGAGGCCACCAAACAACCCUGUCUGUUAGCCCAGCCUUCUUGUCGACACUGUCUGCUCCGCCCUACCAAACCAGACGAGGAUUGUCAACGCAACGGGCAAGCAUAACCCCAGGAAGUCACAGUCUGACCGCAGGGAGUAGAGUGACCUCGAGAGCCCCGCCAAGGACACCGGCGGCGCCAAAAUUAAGUUUCCGCGAACAUAUCGAUCAAUCACUAACUUAAACGGCGCACCAUGCCCGUAACUAAUCGAGGUGUAACACAACUUACACCUGACACCACCUCGACGGCGUCUGCUACCAGCAACUACUUGAAUAAGUCGUCUCCCUCUCUAGAGACUCUUCAAGCUGGCCUAGCUAUCUUUGCCGUUGCUGUAAUCGCACGUUUUUGCGUUUUACAGCUGUACUUAUGGUUGCGACAAAUGCGCGGCUUGGAUCAACAAAACCUUCCUGCUAGAUCUAUUCUCUCGUCGUUCUCACAGCCUCGACGACUAUUGCAGUCGCGGCCUAUCUGGACAAUGGAUGAGAAGGACAACACACCGCUGGGGCAUCGACAAGAUAUCGAUGUGGAAAGUGGUUUACAAGUCAGCUCUGCACAGAGGAACUUGGUCAUCGACCCCAACUGGCAAAGUGCAGACAAUGCUAUGUCCAGACACAUCUUAUCGCGACCACCUCCGGCACCACCUCUGACACCUCCUGAGUUGAGCACAGCUGUUUUCACUUUUGAAGACCGUCCCCGGCCAGGCGACGAUAGUUUCAUCCGUCAGCCAAACCCUGAUUACAUGUCGUCAACUGCCGACGCUGUCCUUCCUCCCAACUCGGGAACAGCCUCUGUCACCCGCCGACGCUCAUACAACAAAACUCUUCCUAUCGGGGUUCCUGUUUCGCAGUCAUCUCAGGACAUAUCAGAUGCUGCCGAUCUUGUCUUGUCGCCCAGCUCCUACCCACCUACAAGCCCGUUUUUACCACCGGCCCCACCAAACGCAGGAACCACGGAGAUCGGCGUCCAGGGCGAGAUCAUUGGUGUUCUUGAUAACGAAGGCUCCGGCUGGACAAGACAUACGCGUGUCUAUGGAGGCGGAGUUUGCCUUGCUUGUGCAGCCUCGGGCGGGAAUCACGGUGGUGGUUUCUACGGAGCAACGGUCCGGCCAGAGGAAAUGCGAUGACAGGUUGAACAGUUUCGGAACGACCAUGGUGCACCACUGUCAGUUUAUGGCUGACUAGAUAUGAUUGGCACUUAUGAUCCGGCAUAGGGAUCCAUGUGUAACGACCGUUUACGACUUGAUAUUAGAGGUGGAUGUGGUUCAAUGGCCACGCUUCUGGGCAAAAUUUCCUCUUGUCUUACUUCAACAGCAUAUGUACCUUUGGAUUCUGGGCGCAGUACAUUAUCUCAUUCCGUCUUGUUGGUUGGAUAUCUGUUUUGAUGCAUUUUCAGUGUAAUAUGUCCCUUGAGGACUUGUCUACUUCGUUUGUUACUGGGUCAGGGAAUCAUGGCUGUGGGGGUUUGUUCCACAAGCCAUUCCUGUCAAUGUUUAGAUUUUGGAUUGAUGAUAUUAUGACCAAAUUCCU
Fusarium graminearum PH-1 is the source of this 1980-nucleotide messenger RNA. RefSeq lists its product as uncharacterized. The transcript has a single exon. The record is from RefSeq and is a predicted model, not a curated record. NCBI's taxonomy places the organism in Eukaryota, Fungi, Ascomycota, Sordariomycetes, Hypocreales, Nectriaceae. Bases 648 to 1577 code for a protein of 309 amino acids.